Acanthisitta chloris (rifleman) is the source of this 337-nucleotide messenger RNA. RefSeq names its product mediator complex subunit 18 (gene MED18). Gene Ontology annotation, molecular function: transcription coregulator activity. Bases 65 to 331 code for a protein of 88 amino acids. Gene Ontology annotation, biological process: termination of RNA polymerase II transcription; regulation of transcription by RNA polymerase II. The transcript has a single exon. Lineage: Eukaryota; Metazoa; Chordata; Aves; Passeriformes; Acanthisittidae. Gene Ontology annotation, cellular component: core mediator complex; mediator complex. The record is from RefSeq and is a predicted model, not a curated record.
CGCGCUCGUGCGCAACUGCGUGGACAUCGGCACCUCCGACAACCUGACAGACUUCCUGGUGGAGAUGGGCUUCCGCAUGGACCACGAGUUCGUGGCCAAGGGGCACGUCUUCCGUAAGGGAAUCAUGAAGAUCGUGGUCUACAAGAUCUUCCGCAUCCUGAUCCCUGGGAACACAGAGAGCAUCGAGCCGCUCUCCCUCUCCUACUUGGUGGAGCUCAACGUGGUGGCACCAGCUGGCCAGGACGUGGUGUCUGAUGACAUGAGGAACUUUGCUGAGCAGCUGAAGCCUCUGGUGCACCUGGAGAAGAUUGACCCCAAAAGGCUAAUGUGAAGAUCU